ACUGCUUUACUCGCUUUGUUGCUUCAUUUCACCAGUACAGCGCUCAGCCUUCUGCUGCAGCGCGCUUGAAAACGACCACUGAGUCCAGAGAGGUUCACCGCUCCCGAGUGUACAAAAACUGUCUGAUGAUGCCUGCCUCCCAGUCAGAGUCUGCAGGGAUCGGUCCCCCCAGGCUGCAUCGGCCUUUCAGAUAUUACGAUCCUGAAGUGGUGGCGAUUCUGGCAAUAUUAUUUGGGCUGUUCCAAAUGCUUCUGGGAAUUCCGACUUUCUUUUUGGGUGUCAACAUGCGUGAGCUUUAUAUGUGCCCAGUCUUUGUUGGAGCAGUGCAUGUAAUUGGAGGAUCAUUUGCAUUUGUAUGUGAAAGAUCUCCCAGCAGGCAGCUGUUGAAAAACUGCUUGUAUUCUGCUCUCGGUGGCCUGUUUGUGGGCUUGAGUGCGACUGCUGUAUACAGCUAUGCAUUCAACAACAUUUUGUCUCUCGAACCCUGUGACCAAGACCAACAUUCCACAUUCAGAAGCCAUUGUGCACGAGAUGACUUUGUUGACUUCUUCAGGGUAUUUACAGCAUUGCUCUCAAUCUACGACGUUGCAGCUCUCAUCCCUCAAUGCUUCAUUUCAUUUUCAGCCUUGAAAGGUCUGAAAACAAACUGAAAUAAACAUGUUUAUAUUGCAUAUAGGACAUAUAAUCAAAUAUUUACAAGCAACAAAUUGUAACAAUGGACUUCAUUAGUUUUCAUUUCAAAAAAAGCAUAUGAAUGUAGGCUAGUAGCUAUACUCUGUACAGAGUGGCUACAUUGUGACUUUGUUAGACACACCCACAUAUACAUAAAUCAGUAAUCUAUAAGCUGGAAAAAACAACUGAAGAUAACUUUUCUGUCCUAUCUAUAUAUAUAUACAAGCCAUUAAGAACCCUAUUACAACCUCACAGUGGAAAAGUGCUGUUUAUAUAUGCACCACCAUUCAAAAGGUUGAAAUCGCUUGUCAUAUUAGUGUUAUUCAUUUUAUUCAAUAAUAACUUCAACAGUGUAGACUGAAGUAUUAUAAACUAGACCUCAGACAGCAUUUUUUACAUUUUUUAUUCAAUAUUUUCUUCUUUUUUGAGGACAUCAAGUGGUUAUUAAUAGUAUGUGUAUCCAUUUAUAGUAAUUUCUUGUCAAAUUAUCAGCCUCAAAAUGUAUCCCCCACUUUUCAAAUACAGAAUAUAGAAGCCUUCUGGCUGUUCUAACUUCAUUCUGAAUGUUAAACAGCUAUUUUCAUUUUUUUUUAGAAUCAUCUACAGCUCUGUUGGUCAUUGUGGACACAUCUAAUAUUUCUUAAUCUUUUCAUACUAAUUAUUUGGUACCUGUGAAUUUGAAAUGCUUUUAUACAUGUAUCUACAACAGAAAUGCUUUUAUAUAAUUGAAAACAGUGAAACUUUUGAAUGGUAUAGAAUACUAUUGUAAAUGCUUGCUUAACUGUGAAUUUCACAUAUUUUGUAAAAAUUUCAGCAUAAUUAAAUCAUGUAGAUGACGUAGAUGAUGAAGUCAUUCAGAGUGGUUUGAUGUGAAAUGAACCAUUCUAGAGAAACAUACUGACUCAGAAGAGAUAUACAUGAAGGGCAUUAUAAGGGAAAACAAUACCCAAAGAAAACAUUUUUUUCUCCCAGAUUUUCCGUUAUCAACACUAAAGCCUCCGAAGACACAUGUAGGUUCACUGGUCAUUUUGGAUAGUAAAUAGUAAAAAGGCAAAAGAAAUCCAAGUCAGUAAGAUUCUCUACAAUGAGGCAGUUCACAUAAAACCACUCUGAUUGACUUUGUUUACUUCCUUUAUCUCAAAGAGUGAAUUAUAUGGCGACAUGGUGAUUAUUUUUAAUAAGGUGUGGCCACAAAUUUAUAUACUGAGGCCACGAGUUACUAUAUUGAGGCCAUGAAAUAAUAUAUUGAUGCUACAAGUUACUAUACUGCUCCGGUUCCCUCCCACAGUCCAAAGACAUGCAGUCAGGCCAACUGGACAUGCUAAAUUGCCCCUAGGUGUGAAUGUAUGUGUCUUUCUGUCUGCCCUGCGAUGGACUGGCGACCCGUCCAGGGUGUAUCCUGCCUUCCGCCCAAUGACAGCUGGGAUAGGCUCCAGCUCCCCCCGCGACCCAGAACAAUAAGCGGUUCAGAUGAUGUGUGUGUGUGAGUUACUAUACUGAGGCCAUGAAUUAAUAUAUUGUGGCCACAAAUAAAUAUAGUGAGGGCACUAGUUAAAACGUCUACUCUUAAGACAUGGAGACAAGUUUAUUUUUAUGUGAUGAAAAGAUUGAAACAAAUGUUAUGAUGUGCAUUCUAUAAACAUCCUUUUUUUUUAAGUCUCAUUCUUUUCAUUAAAUCUUGUUUAGUGAAUUGUUAGAAAUGUAUAUGCAGAAAAAGGGGAUGGGUGGACCAGUGGGAUGGGGAGGGAUAGGGAGACAAAGGGGGUUGUUUUUUUGGAUUAUUGUGAUAAAGAGAUGCUUGAUUAACAGAAAAUUAAAAAAAAUGAUCACAAAAAAUAUAAUAAGGCCACAAAUUACACUAUUUAGGCCGUGAAUAACUAAACAGAGGCUAAAAAGUAAUUUAUUGAGGCCAUUAUUUACUAUACUGAGGCCACAAAUUACUAUAUUGAGGCCACAAAAUACUAAAUAGAGGCCACAGAUUGAGACCACAAGUUAUGAGAAACUUAAUUUGUGGCCUCGCCUUAUUUAAAAAAAAAUCACUAUGUCACCUUAGGGGCUCCGUAGCAUUAUGCUGAACAUGUGAAAAAAAUUCUGUGCAGUUUCUUUUUACAAAGAGACACAAUGCGCUUUAAAAAUUAAAAAUAUAUUAAAACUCUGAUGUCUGUCUAAAUGUGCUGCGUGCAGUUUUUCUUACACAAUGAAGGAUUUGUGGCUCUAAAGUUUUAAUGGAAAAAUCACCCUGUUCAGCCGGGCGUCCUCCCUGCUGGCCUGCAGCGAAUGGAACAUUCCUGUCACUUUGGGGUUUCCCAUCGGUCCGCUCAGCCUCAGACGAUACCAUGGCGAUUAGCAGCUGUUUACAAUUUCACAUUGAUACUGUUCCAUCUUUAUACAUGUAUUAGAAAUAUAUCACGAACUAAAAAAAUCGAGAUUUUACCCGAACUGUGUCUUUUGUUUCACAAAGCAGCUCGCUAUUUUCUUUUUUGCUUCGAAAUAAGACCGUUGAACAUUUCCUCCAUUCCCCUUAGCAGAGUCCGGCAGUGGAAUUAACCCAAAUAUGGCGGCGGCAUCUGUCAGCAAGAAGUGAAACUUUGGCUCAAGAGAGUGAUUAUAUCUUGUCAAACGCCCUCUUUUCUGCUCGUUGUCGUCGCUCUGACAUUCCUGUUUGCCGUAUCGUUAGCGUCCUUUCGUGUGCUUUCCGAGGAGCUCCUUCUUUCGAGGGUUUUUAUCUUUUAAUGUUUUCGCUAGCUAGCUCACUGGAGAACAGGAGCUCCAGUCUAAGUUAGCUUACGGUGCGGCGGCGAAAGUGCCUUUCAGUCCCGUGUUUACCCUGUUUAGGUGAUCAGGCCUCUCAGAUUCAUCACGCUUUUGGCUCGUUUAUCAGGUCCGAGACAGUUAAAGGCGUGUGGUGGUUAUUUCCAACCGAGGACGGCGCUUCUGUGCUUAUUUUUGUACGUCCCUGGCCUCCAAUUAAGUUGGAUGUUUUUCGAUGUGCUGCCGACCUCAAGACAUUUGAUUUGCUAGCACCGUCUGUCCUGGCAAAUCAAUGGAGAAGCUUCAGGAUCUCAGCCAAUCCGAGUUACAGGAUUUGCUCGAUAACUCGGAGCGGGUGGAGUCGAUGGCACUGGAGUCUGAUGAGAUCCAGAACAUUCAGCUGGAAAGGGAAAUGGCUCUGGCUUCCAACCGCAGCCUGGCAGAGCAGAACCUUGACAUGAAACCCCGGCUAGAGCGAGAGAGAGAACGCCUGGUGGAGAAAUACGCUGAGCUGGAGGAAGUGAGGGAGCGAUACAAACAGCAUUGCGCCCUCAGAGAUGGCAUUAUGGGACAGGUGUCCCCUGAGGGAUUAUUCUCUCGUCUGCAGGCAGAGGGCGCCAGCACAGAGGCAGAGUCUGAGGCUCUAGCUGAUGAGUUUCUGGAAGGUUCCUUGUCACUUGACUCCUUCCUUGAGCGCUUCCACUCUCUCCGCUCUCUUGCUCACAAAAGACGAGUGUGCGUCGAGAAGCUGCAGGAGAUCCUCCGCCAGAAGAGCCAAGGAGUUGGAGACUCUGGCAUGACAUCACAAUCUUGCUCCAAUCCGGACGCUGGAUCACUAUCACCGUGGCAACAGCAGCAACCCCAGCAACAGCCGCAACAGAAACCCAGUGUGUCCACCAACCCCUCCAACUCUGCCCUGCCUUACUCCCCAUACCCUGUUUCUCCUCCCAACCAGCCCUCCUCGGCCUCUGCAGCGGGCCCCUCCAACCCUUCUGCUGCAUUUCAGCCGUACCCCAACCAGGUCACAGCCUUUACCCCAUCCACCGGCUACCCUGCUCCUCGGCCUGGCUUUGGCCCCUCCACAUGCCCAUACCCCACUCAACCCGCAUUUCCUGCUGCCCAGGGUCCACCAUUUGGGCAGUAUGGCCCUGCUAAUGCUCAAUACCCCAAUCCAUACCCUUAUGGGGGUUAUAGUUACCCCAUGGGCCCCCAUAUGGCCCCUUCCCAAUCACCUACAGGUAGGCCGCUUUAUAGGCCUGGGUUUGGGGUACCGCAGCCAUACUCCUGAACCCUAGUGUGUCUCUCUCUCUCUGUGUGUCUCUCUCUGUGUCUCUCUCUCUCUCUGUGUCUCUCUCUCUCUGUUUCUCUCUCUCUCUUUCUCUCUCUCUCUCUCUCUCUCUCUCUCAAACCCUCAGCUGUCUUGUCUUUUUCCUCCCUCUACCUCCUCUUCCUCCUCCUGACACCAAGAUUUGUGGUUUGCGUACCCCUGACACAUUCUCUUCCUGUUGAAGGCUUACACAGAACACUUGACUUUGGUUCACCAUGUCCCUGUUCCCCCCAUCGACACUCAAUGAAAGACUGGCACCAAAACCUGUCAGAGACCAAAACGGACGUCACACUUGACUCUGGACUUAGUUCAGCUCAGUUCCUGGCUAUUCUAGCAUGUUUUCUGAGAUCGCAAGUCAUUGAUAAUGUGUUGGUUGUAUUUGACGUUAUCUUUUAAUUUCAUUCAACAGAAUCGUGUUGCUGUUUGGCCUUGUUUGACUAUGGUUCAUAAGUCAUGUUGUCUUCUUUUUUUUUUGUUUGUUUAACUGCUAAAGAAAAAUGUGUCACACUACGUGCGAGUGCAUCUCUGAGAAUCAGGCUACUCCUACGUUUGUGUAGCCACUUAUCUGUGGCAUCCUUUUUUAUAUUGUAGCAUUACACCUCUACCAUUUACUGAAGGCACAGACUGCUUCACCACGUUUUUCACUGCGUUUUUAGGGCAUCUUCAUUUGGAUGGGUUUGACCCUGGACCAUAUUGUCCGUAACUUGUCUCAGAGUGCAAUCAGUUCUGUUGUGAAUGCAAGAGUGCAAACGCUUUGUCCCCCCCCCUUCUUUGUCUGAAUUGACUCCUCGUUCCUCCCUUCCCCCUCACACUUUCUUAACCUUUUAUCCUGUUUCUUACUCUUUCCUUCCUUUUUUUGUUCUGUUCACACCUCCUUGCUCCAUGUAUAGCUUAUUGACUGAGAACAAUGACAAUUAACAGAAGGAACAGUUAUUUCCAAGUUCUCUAGUGGAGACUGUGUGAUUUGUAUAAACAGAUACUAAUAAUAAUGACAAAUAAGAAAAACAAGGGAUAUUAAUAUAGACAUAUCUUUAUCUGCUAUAGCACAGUUUGUGGCGUGGCGUUCGAGGCAAGGGAAACAAAACACAGCACAGCGCAUAUGCAAGGGAAUUUGGGCUGCAUAACAUCCGUAUGAGUGUUCAUACAGCAUUCAGUACCCAUUUAGACACUGAAAAUGUUUUAGCGGUCAGCUUUAUGCAGACCAUUAACAUGGAUAUUAGCUGUAGGAAGUUGGCAUGAAAGAAGGCAUUUUUUAAUGCCCAUUAGAAAGGACUUUUGUGAGUGUAUUUAUGCCCUUAGUUUGCCUGAUAUGAGGGUAGAUGAAAGCUUGAUGCGUCCUCUACGAAGGUGUUAUGUAGUCCCAUACAACAGCCCCACCUUUUGGAGUGUUUACCUGCUAUGUGUUGACUCAUAGGAUGACCAUUUUGAAUCACAUUUGCACUCCACAAUAACAGCUUCUGUCCCUACGGCAGAAGGGCCUGGCGGCGGAGCCUGAGAACCGUCAGCUUUAGAUCAGAUGCUCGGGGUCAGUUUUUUUUUCCUCCUUAGUUUUAUUUUAUUAUCAGUCAUUAUUGUUUUUAACUUAAAAGCAAUCCAAAAACCAGAGGCGUCCCCAAUCAAGCCUCAGGUGGCUUUAAUGAAUUAAUGAACUCAGUAAUUAAGACUCAGGUUUGGAGCAAAAACCCCGUCGUCUACGGCCCGUCCUCAGGACCCGAAGCGAGGGAGAAAGCUGACAUGAAAUAAAGGAGGGGAAAUGGGAUGAUACUUUAGUCGCACACUGUGAUGUGCAGCAUUAGAGGAAAGACAUUCUGUUGGGUUGGUGGUGAUGACUGUAGCCUGUUAAAAGUGUAUUAUUUUUAUUUUUAUUGCUUUUCUUUUUUUGGUGUGAAUAUUAAACACUGAAGUUGAUCUAUGAAAA
Messenger RNA from Colossoma macropomum (tambaqui), 6668 nucleotides. RefSeq names its product VPS37C subunit of ESCRT-I (gene vps37c). Gene Ontology annotation, cellular component: ESCRT I complex. The record is from RefSeq and is a predicted model, not a curated record. NCBI's taxonomy places the organism in Eukaryota, Metazoa, Chordata, Actinopteri, Characiformes, Serrasalmidae. Gene Ontology annotation, biological process: ubiquitin-dependent protein catabolic process via the multivesicular body sorting pathway; protein targeting to vacuole; protein targeting to membrane. The transcript is spliced from 10 exons. The coding region runs from base 3716 to 4711 and encodes 331 amino acids.